Molecule: messenger RNA, 5252 nt
Organism: Morone saxatilis (striped sea-bass)
Lineage: Eukaryota; Metazoa; Chordata; Actinopteri; Moronidae
Gene: akt3b
Product: v-akt murine thymoma viral oncogene homolog 3b
Biological process (GO): protein phosphorylation
Molecular function (GO): ATP binding; protein serine/threonine kinase activity
Source: RefSeq, a predicted model, not a curated record
GGACGAGUGGGCCGAGGCCAUCCAGAUGGUGGCUGAGUCUCUGGCCAAACAGGAGGAGGAGGGCAUCCUGUGCAGCCCCACCUCCCAGAUAGAGAACGUCAACGAGGAGGAGAUGGACACCUCCAUCAGCCACUACAAACGAAAGACAAUGAAUGACUUUGACUAUCUGAAGCUUCUGGGCAAAGGCACGUUUGGGAAAGUCAUUCUGGUGAGGGAGAAGGCGAGUGGCACCUACUACGCCAUGAAGAUCCUAAAGAAGGAAGUCAUCAUAGCCAAGGAUGAAGUCGCUCACACACUCACAGAAAGUAGGGUAUUAAAAAACACUCGGCAUCCGUUCCUAACUUCUCUGAAGUACUCGUUCCAGACUAAGGAUCGGCUGUGCUUUGUAAUGGAGUACGUCAACGGAGGAGAGCUGUUUUUCCAUUUGUCAAGAGAAAGAGUUUUUUCGGAGGACCGCACUCGUUUCUACGGCGCUGAGAUCGUAUCCGCUCUAGACUACCUACAUUCUGCCAAGAUCGUCUAUCGUGAUCUGAAGCUCGAGAACCUCAUGUUGGACAAGGACGGCCACAUCAAGAUCACUGACUUUGGCCUCUGCAAAGAAGGCAUUACCGACACUGCCACCAUGAAGACCUUCUGUGGAACACCGGAGUACCUGGCUCCUGAGGUGCUGGAGGACAACGACUAUGGGCGGGCGGUGGACUGGUGGGGUUUGGGCGUGGUGACGUACGAGAUGAUGUGUGGCCGCCUGCCGUUCUACAACCAGGACCACGAGAAGCUGUUCGAGCUCAUCCUCAUGGAGGAGAUCAAGUUCCCACGAACCCUGUCGGCCGACGCCAAGUCGCUGCUGUCAGGGCUGCUCAUCAAGGACCCCAACAAACGGCUGGGCGGCGGACCGGAUGACGCUAAGGAGAUCAUGCGACACAGUUUCUUUGGCACAAUCGACUGGCAGGACGUCUACGACAAGAAGCUGGUCCCACCCUUCCAGCCCCAGGUCUCCUCAGAGACGGACACACGCUACUUUGACGAGGAGUUCACAGCACAGACCAUCACCAUCACUCCGCCGGAAAAAUAUGACGAGGACGGGAUGGACGCGGCGGACAACGAGCGAAGGCCUCAUUUCCCACAGUUCUCCUACUCAGCCAGCGGGCGGGAGUGAGCGCUCCAGCCCAGCCAGCCAGUGUCGUCCCCAUUCGUGGCCAUUUUGAGGAAAACACGUAGCCAUUUUAGGAAAAAAAAAAAAAAAAAUACCAGUCUCCCCUCUUUUUCUCCUUCUCUGCCUCCUCACAGACGGGGAGAAGUCUUUUUAGGGACUUUAAAAGAGGUUUUUGCACAGUGGGAUAGACUCCAGCCGGUCUCCCCACACUAAAAAAUAAGUCUCCUACAUUUUCAGCGCUAUUUACUGCAGAAGGCAAUGUUUUUGUUAUUUAUUUUUUUCUCUCCGUCAGUAUUAAGUUGUCGACCCGGGUUGCGUUCGUCUUUUUUUUUUGUUGUUUGUUGUUUCUGCCCUUUUUUCUUCUUCUUCUUCUUCUUCUUCUUUUGACUUUUUGCACUUGGUUUGGAAGAGCCGUUUUAGGGAACAAAAAACCAAAAAUGUUGCCUUACGUGUGCAGAUGUUUCGUAUCAUACCGACAGGGUGUUUUUUUUUUCGUUUUUCCGGGAGAGGGCGGGCGGGUUUUGGGGUUGUGAAGGGUCAUUCUUAGUUGAGAAUAAGUGCAUGGCUCGUGGUUCACUCAAAAAAAAAAUUACAAAAAAAAAAACCUUUUCUUUCUCAUACAUUUGCCAUGGCAGCGCACAUUCCCCAAUCCCAUGGCAAUGAAAAUCACUGUCUACAGGUCAACAGAAAAAGACAAAAAAACAACAAAAACAAAAACAAAAGAAAGACAGAAAACGAGAAUGGACGAGUCUGUAUCAUUCCUUUCAUCGUUGCAGUGUUACUACUUUGCUCUUGUGAUUUUUUUUUCAACCCACGUGUUUUUUUUUAAUUUUGUUUUUCUUCUCUCGCGCUUUACUUCUAGGUUGUUCUUUUGUUUUGAAAACAGGAAACACUAAACUGCCAGAAACUGCACAGUUCACUCAGGCGCCACAGAGCACAACCGCGUUCAAACUCAGCUAACCGCUCCAGCUUUCCACAGCCGGCAGGGGAACGAGGCCUUUCUCUGCUUUCUCACCGCUUCUUCUCCUCCUCCUCCUCUUCCUCCUCCUCUUCACCUCCGCUCUUCUGUUUCCUCAUCGUAGCUGUAGGACUAGUGGAAUGGGUGUUUACACAGGGAAAUGUGGCUUAAUGUAUGUAUGUAAUGUAUGUAUGUACUGUACGUAUGUGGGACAUGGGGGUGGGGUCAACUUUAUGCUGUCAUAGCACACACACACUCAUAGUAUACAUAUAUAUAUAUAUAUAUAUACACACACACACACUCAGAAACAGGAAACCGCUCUACGCUUUCUGUACUGGUCGGAUUGAAGUCAGCAGUUUUCUCCAAACAAAACGGGAUUUGAUUUGGUUUGAUGAAGCUGGAACCACACAGGACGUUUUCUGAUUCAUCAUUUAGUCUCAACUUCUACAAAAAUGUGUUUAUCCAUACGGACUCCUUGAGGAGCACAUACGUUAUAAGUCUCCUGCCUGUUUGUUAAAGCUUAAACCCGACAGAGAGGCAGUGAACUCGCACAAGUCUCCUACUUAAUUGUGAACUAAAUCCACAUCAGUCAGGACCCCAAGUUUCUCUGUGGGCGCUGUGAACAGACCAGCAGUUGAGAGUUUUGAUCUGAUUUCCUUUCAGCUCGAGACCUUCCAGUACCGCACAGUAAACGAUAUCAUGUUAAUGGAGUAGUUGGGAAAUGAUACCACUCUUGUGUCUGUGUUUCAAGGACCAGUGUGUUAGGUUGUAGUGGCAUCUAGUGGUGAAGUUGCAGAUUGCAACCAUUUGAAUGACAGAUCAGCCUUUACCAGGUGAAACAACGGUCGCUGUGAAACUCGUGAAGAAGGCCGUGUCUAGAGCCGGUGUUUGGUUUGUCUGUUCUGGGCUACUGUAGGAACAAGGUGGUUCAACGUGGCGGACUCUGUAGAUAAAAAUGGCACAAUGAACACUUGGCGUUGGGGCCUGGAGGUGAUUAGCUUAGCUUAACAGAAAGACUGAAAUCAAGGGGAAACCUCAAACCUCUCCAAAGUUCAAAAAUACAUCUGUCAACUUGUCUGAAAGCUGAUUUUGUCCUUGUCGUUGUUAAAGCUCACCAACUCAUUCAAAUAGUAAACCAUAAUGAAACCGUCUCGUAGUCUCAGUGCAGUUGCAUCCAUUCUGUGAGGCUCGCUGCUAAAGAAAUCCCGUGUUUAUAACUAUAUCCGAGUUGUGUGUGUAUUGAACUGAUGGUCGUGUACGUGUAAUAAUGUUUAUGCAGCUGCUGUUGCAUCGUGGAACAGGAGGCAGACACUAAAUACGACAGGCGUAGACCGGAGGAGAGCGCUGCACAGGUCCCCCAGUGGGACCGGGCCCAAAGUACAUUUAGUCUAAUCAAGUAGGUUAGGGUCCUGUUGCACAGUAUGUGAUGAAGAUACGUCUUGGAAACUGCCAGACUACAAUCCCUGGCAGCAGCUCGGAUGUACCAGCUACAACUACAACUAAUGUAUUAGCACAAACGUAGUGAGUCCUGUCCUCUAAUGGUCUGAGAGCUGCACAACACCGUGAAGUCACUGCGUGGUUGCUCGUGAACCAAUUUCAUUUGUUUCUGGAGAUUACUGCCGACGAACAUCUGUUCUGCAGAAACCAGUUCACACUCUUCAGGGUUCCUGCACACGUCCGGAAAGGUUCGGAGGAAGAAUUUGGCGAUUUCCAGGUCUUAAAAGCUAUUUGCAAUUGCGAAAGAUUUUUGGAAAAUGGUUGUUUUCUGAUGCCUUGUCAUCUCAUACUCUUGAAGUUCAUGCGUAGAAGUGGAUGAAAUAGGUCAGAGAAAUACGAAACAUAUCGGAACAGUGAGUAAAAACCGCGAAGUGUAGUUUGGAUCUUUGUGCAGCUGUGUGGGAACCCUGACGACACACACACACACACACACACACACACACAAGGUUUUCAUUCAUAUUCACACAGACACAGAUACACAAAGACUGUUUUUAGACGAUAAAUCAGAGUGAAGAGAGUUUAAUUCAUCACGGGGACAACUAACAGAAACGAGGCUUCCAGCUCCAGACGCAGGGCUUCUCUCCCUGCCCAUCCCGUCAGUAUUGUGAGAAGAAAAAUUUAUAUACACACGUUUUUAAAAUCUGAACCGAGGGUAUCAAUAAAUCACUAAUCAUGUCACAGAUCACGAGAAAACUGAGCCGUGAGACACUCAAGUAUGAAGACUGUGAGGACUGCCAGAAAAAAGUCGAGUCGCCCAAACUUCUUGAUGUAAAUAUGCAAUGCCUUUUUCUUUUCUUUUUGUUUUUUUUUGUCUUUAGUGGCAUCUUGACAGACGAGACAUAAACUUUUUUUUUAGUUUUUCUGUGUGACUGUACUUCAAAGCUUGCUGAUGAGAAUAGUGACAGAAAAAAAUAAAAUACAACCAACCACCGCAAACGACUCAAAACCUGCAUUCAAGAAAAAAAACCUAAAAGAAGGAAAAAAAAAAAAAGAAACUAAAUAAAGACAGUGUCAAAGACUGGACCCUCCCAUCGAUUCUUCUUCUUUUCUCGGAUUGAUACACCGACUCAACUUAUCCAUGGAGGAUGUUUCCAUGGAGACAAACCCCCCUCCCCCCCCCCGCCUUCCUUCCGUCGCCGUGGUCCCCGAAAAUGAUCCGACUCCUGAAUUUCUGCGAGAGGACUGUAACUGGAGUCUGCACUGUCAUUUCUGUCCCCCUUCACCCUCUUUAAAAAAAAGAAAAAAGUUAUAAAAAGUGGGAUCAUGGCUGACUUUUUAUUUUUAUUUUUAUUUUUUUGCAGUGCUGGUUUCAUCAGGUUGUUCCAAUCCCAUCAUCCCUUGCUCCCCUUUUUUUGUACCAUAGUAUUUGUUUUAUUUAUGUUUGUCAUUCUAGGCAGUGUUACCUUGUACGUCGUUAAAAAAGGCACCUCUUGAAAGUCGCUGAAGAAUGAUGAUGAUGAUGAUGAUGAUGAUGGAUGCAUUAACUGAAGUCUCUUUUUAUUCUUUUAUUUUGUUUUAUUUUAUUUUUUGAUCGUUUGCUUGUUUGUUUUCUUACCAAAACAUUAGGGCAAGAACCCAGUAGUGGACUUGCAUUGCCGUGGUAGUAUUUAUUUUGAAUUAAAUUAAAAGAAAUACAUUUCAGGG